Molecule: messenger RNA, 912 nt
Organism: Adineta steineri
Lineage: Eukaryota; Metazoa; Rotifera; Eurotatoria; Adinetida; Adinetidae
Source: the annotation of a GenBank genome assembly
AUGAAAGAAGAUAUCUAUCUUCAUGAUCCAAGUGUACGUUGGGAUUCUAUAAUUGGUCUUGAUUCAGCUAAACGUACGAUAAAAGAAGCAGUUGUUUAUCCAAUAAGAUAUCCACAAUUAUUUACUGGUAUAUUAUCUCCAUGGAAAGCUUUACUUUUAUACGGUCCACCUGGUACAGGAAAAACAUUGUUAGCUAAAGCCGUAGCAACUGAAUGUAAAACAACUUUUUUUAAUAUAUCCGCAUCGUCUAUUGUUAGUAAAUGGCGUGGUGAUUCAGAAAAGCUCGUACGCGUUUUAUUUGAAUUAGCAAGAUUUCAUGCUCCAUCAACAAUUUUCUUGGAUGAACUCGAUGCAAUAAUGAGUCAACGUGGUAGUGGAGGUAAUUCUGGAUCUGAACAUGAAGGUAGUCGAAGAAUGAAAACGGAAUUACUUGUUCAACUUGAUGGAUUAGCUAAAACUGAUGAUCUUGUUUUUCUUCUUGCUGCAUCAAAUUUACCUUGGGAACUAGAUCAUGCUAUGUUAAGACGCUUAGAAAAACGUGUCUUAGUUGAUUUACCAUCAAAAGAAGCUCGACAAGCUAUGUUUGAACAAUUUUUACCACCAACGGUUAUUCGUGAAAAUAAUGGUCUUAUUCUAAAUUCUGAUCUUGAUUAUAUACGAUUGAGCAGUCAUACGGAAGGUUAUUCAGGUGCGGAUAUUAAACUUGUAUGUAAAGAAGCAGCAAUGAAUCCGUUAAGAAAAGUAUUUGAUAUACUUGAAACACUUAAUGGAGAUGAAGAAUUAGGAACAUGUAUUGAAUUAGAUUCAAUAACAACAGCUGAUGUUGAAAAAGUUUUAUCAACAACCAAACCAUCAGCACGAGCAUUUAAAGAUAAAUAUACAAAAUGGCAAAAAGAAUUUGAAUCUAUUUAA